Verticillium nonalfalfae is the source of this 1851-nucleotide messenger RNA. RefSeq lists its product as uncharacterized. The record is from RefSeq and is a predicted model, not a curated record. Gene Ontology annotation, biological process: monoatomic anion transport; transmembrane transport; borate transport. The transcript is spliced from 2 exons. Gene Ontology annotation, molecular function: borate efflux transmembrane transporter activity; solute:inorganic anion antiporter activity. Gene Ontology annotation, cellular component: fungal-type vacuole; plasma membrane. Lineage: Eukaryota; Fungi; Ascomycota; Sordariomycetes; Glomerellales; Plectosphaerellaceae. Bases 1 to 1851 code for a protein of 616 amino acids.
AUGGGCGACAAUGCGGGCCGGCAGCCGCCGCCAUCGAUCGGCCAACAGGAUGACAUUGCUCUGGCGGUGACACAAUCCCACGAGGCUACCCGUCCCGGCCCCGGCGAAAAGGAGACACUCAGCCAGCCGUGCCUUGCAACAUCGCACGGCGAUAACGAUGACUUGUCCCACGACGUCCCUCGAGCAGGCAAGAAGAAGGGUCACGGUUACUUUGGGAAGCACGGCAAGCUGAGGCCGUUUCGCCUGCUCACGGCUGAUUUUCACAACAUCCGCAGCCGCUACUUCUCUGACUGGACCGUCUUCAACCAGCUCGUGCUGGCGAGUACUGUCUAUGUCUUCUUCACCAAUCUGCUCCCAGGCAUCACCUUUGCCGGCGACCUCUAUGUGCUGACUGGUGAAUCCUGGGGAACCAUCGAAGUCGUUUUCAGUACUGGUCUCUGCGGCAUCAUCUUCGCUCUCUUCUCGGGCCAGCCGUUGACCAUCCUCGGUGUCACGGGCCCCUUUACUGUUCUCGCCGAGAACAUCUACAAACUCUGUGAGGAGAACUUUGGGGUCCCCUUUCUCCCCGUCAUGGCCUGGUCGCUCAUCCAUGCCGGCUGGAUGCACUACCUCCUCGCCAUAUUCAACGCACACGACUGGACCAUGCAGUAUGUCACUGACUUUAGCGCCGACAUUUUCUCCCUGCUCAACAGUGUCAUUUACUUCCACAAGGCUGUCCGCGAGCUGCAGCGCACCAAGAAGAUUGUAUCCAUCGCCGCAUUCCUCUACGCCAUUAUUGGCUGCGCCGGUACCUGCCUCCUCGCCAUUCUGCUGUCGACCGCCAAUUCGUGGCAGCCCCUUUUCCACAGGUACAUCCGCAUGGGACUGGCCGAGUACGCCGCCGCCAUCUCCAUCAUCUUCUUCAUCGGCAUGCCCUAUGUCGGCGACCUCGCCACCCUCGACCACAACCGGCUGAUGGUCCAGAAGAACCUUCGGCCCUCGUCCCCCGAAAGGACUCAGUUCUUCGUCGAAUUCUGGAAGGUGCCCGUUGAGUGGGUGUUCAUCUCCAUCAUCCCGGGCUUCAUCAUCACCGUCCUCUUCUACUUUGAUCACGAGAUUAGCAGCAUCAUCUGCACAGCCAAGCGGUACGGUGUGCAGAAGCCUGGGGGCUACGCUUGGGACAUCGCCCUCCUCGGCACGACAACAAUCCUCUGCGGUAUCCUGGGCAUCCCCCCGGCCAACGGCCUGCUUCCUCAGGCUCCGCUCCACUCCGAGUCGCUGAUGCACAGCGUCAUUGAAGACCCGGGCGCUCUCACAGACCCCGAGCCGGGCGAGCCGCCCCCAAAGCCUGUCACGCGCGUCUACGAGCAGCGCUACUCGCACCUCAUCCAGGCUGUCGGCAUCCUCAUUUUUGUCACGCCGCCGUUUCAGCAUGUCCUCGGCUUGACGCCCACCUCAGUCCUCGCCGGUCUCUUCCUCUUCAUGGGAUAUCAGUCGCUGUCUGUCAACCCGAUUCUCAGCCGCAUCGGUUACCUGGUGACCGCGCCCGCCGACCUCCCGGAGCUGCCUUCAGGUGCCUCGUGGCUCGGCGUUCACAGUUAUACCAUUACCCAGCUCGUCCUCACUGGCAUCGUGUUUGGCGUCACUCUGACCGUCGCGGCGCCGGGGUUCCCCAUCAUCAUCAUUGUCCUGGUACCCAUACGCCUGCAUCUCAUAAGCAAGAUCUGGAGCCGCGAGACGCUCCGCUACGUGGAUGGCUGGGCGACGCGCGAAGGUAAGCCUGAGGAUAAUGAGGACGACCGGCGGACGGAUGGCAUGAUGGACCGAAAGACGGAGGCUGUCGACGAAGAAAAGGGGGCGAGGGCUAUAUAG